GUAAAUAAUAAUUUAUAGCAAUGCAUAUUUUAGUAUUGGGUAUUACUAUAAGUAUAUUGCCGAUUGCGACUUUUAGUAAUUUGUGUGGAAUAACCCUGUGGUGUACUGGGUUAACUAUUCUCCUAGUCGAGAAAUUGGCUGUACAGUUAAGAAUUUAGUCUUUAAUUUUUUUUUUUUUACCAAAAAUGGACGGUCCUUCGACCAGCUCUGAUAUUUGCAAGAAACUCACAUACUCCAUUCAUUCGUGUUCAAGCCACUUACCUUGUUAUAUACCAGAUUUAAAUGUUAAAAACAGGAAUAUUUUACAUAAUAAUCAAGAAGAUCAAAGUUCUAGAUGGUCUUCGCAAUCAAAUAGUCCUCCACAAUAUCUGAUUUUAAAAUUACAAAAUACUUCCGUAGUAAAGUUUAUUAAAUUUGGGAAGUACGAGAGACCCCAUGUGUGCAACUUAAAAAGAUUUAAAGUUUUCGGUGGACUAGAAGAGGACACAAAAAUUGAACUAUUGUAUAGUGGCCUCAGUAAUAACAGUGAUUUAGAAACAUUUGAAUUGCGUCAUACUCUUGAAGACAGCUCAAUGAUACCAAUUAGAUAUAUACGACUAGAGCCUCUAGAAUCUUGGGGUUCGAAUUUCAAUUAUAGUCUCUGGUAUGUCGAACUUCAUGGUAUUGACGAUCAAAAUAUAAUUUCAAAUGAAAUUAUUAAGUUUUACAGGUAUCGCGAAGAAAGAUUGCUUCGUCUGUGUUUGAAACAUUUUCGCCGCAACCACUACAACUCGGCAGCUGCCGGACUAUUACAAAACUUCAAAAUAACUCUGGAACAUCCCUUUUUAUCACAACUUUUCAAUGUAAUAGUUACUAACGGGAACUAUGAAAUGGCUGAAACUUCAAUGGAUGAAGCAAUAAAGGAAGGUUUGUUAGAGAAUUAUAUGGAGCGCCAAAGUUUCAAACCGAUUUGGAAAAUAGUACAAGAAAAUGAACAUGCCGGCAAAAAACGGCCGUGUAUGCGUGGCGGUCAUCAAAUGUGCAUUGACUCUCAAACAGGCAUUAUUUAUUUACUAGGCGGUUGGGACGGACAUAAAGACUUGUCCGAUUUAUGGAGCUUUAAUGUUUCUACAAGCGUUUGGCAAUGUAUAGCGACUAAUGUUGAAGAAUAUGGCGGACCGAGUCCUCGAUCAUGCCAUAAAAUGUGUAUAGACAUAGAAAGAAAACAUAUUUUUGUGCUUGGGCGAUUUUGUGAGAUUCAGUCACACCCAAGUGAUUAUCCCAAGAGCGAUUUUUAUAUGUAUGACAUUGAACAAAAUUGUUGGACGUUGAUAUGUGCUGAUACAAAUCAAAUGGGGGGUCCAAAACUAUUGUUUGAUCAUCAAAUGGUAAUGGACUCCGUUUCAUCGACUAUUUAUGUGUUUGGUGGUAGAAUUGUAGCAUCCUCUUCUAGAUGCAGUGCCGAUGAAUCUCAAAAAAACAACCCAGAUUUCUCAGGGUUUUAUAAGUACCAUGUUCCUACUAACACCUGGUCGUGUAUUUUGCCCGAUACCUUCCACGAGGUUAAAGUUCAAGACGGAAUCGUUUCACAUAAUCCACAAACAGUUGCAUCACGGGGGGGCCAUUCUAUGUUGUUACACUCUAGUUUAAGACGAAUUUACAUUUUUGGCGGCCAACGACAAAGGUGGGCUCAGAAAUGUCCUGAAUUUUUGUGGUAUGAUAUUGAUACGGGCCUUACACAAGCUAUGCCUUUACCUUCUACCGUUGAGAAACCACCUAUGGGAUAUACUCAACGAGCUACUAUCGAUACUGAUCACGAUGAAAUCUACGUUUUAUCGAGUUUAAGCAAAGAUAAGGAUCGUAGGGAAGACAAAGUACAAAAUGCAUUUUGGGUGUACUUCAUCAAACAAAAUAAGUGGAUGUGUAUUUACAGAAAUCACAAUUCUGAUGAACAAUAUUGGAAUACAAUGCAACACUUAGAGCCAUGCCCUCGUUUCGCUUAUCAACUGGUGUACGAUCAUAAGAAUAAAACACAUUAUUUGUUUGGCGGAAAUCCUGGGAGGUCAGAUGCUCAAAAUUUAAGACUCGACGAUUUCUGGGAACUUCAUGUGUAUAGAUGUACUACUAAAGAAUUAAGCAAUCAGUGUAAAUUACUAAUUCGAAAAUACAAGUUUCAUGAAAUAAAAAAAAAAGACAAGAUAGCAGCCAUGCAAUUUUUACAAACGUCUGUUUCAGAACUAAUUGAUCACUCGGAUGUUGCUCAAACUCGUAAAUUUCAGGAAACUGCUGCUUUGUUAUUUAAAGAUGACAACCAAACUGGUGAUAUAGCUGAUCAAAUACAUGAAUGGCGUUGUAGUUUAUUUGACAAAUUGUGCGAUUUCUUCCCCAAAUCCAUGGUUCAACCAAAAGAAAAUUUAAUUGAUUUAAUUACUUUAUAAUGUGACGGCGUAUGUUAUUUCAAUUUGUACGUUUAUAACAUAAGAUUUGAAACCAACCCAUAGAAAUAUAAUUUCACCAUUAAUUGUUUUACAAUGUUUAGAUAUUAUUGACAACAUUAAUUAAAAACAGAUCUAUAAUCGUAAUCCAAAUUUUACUUAAAAUUAACUAGUACUACUAAUUACAAUAUUUAUUAGUACCUAAUUAAUUUUAGCUACAAUUAUAAGUCACUUAAUGUGAUAUUAAAAUUUGUUAAUUAAAAAAAAAAAAUCUGACGUUUAUCUUAAUUGUAUUUUAGAAUUUGUUACCAGUAUUUAUUUACAAAACUAAUUUGUAAGACUAAGGUAAUAAGGUGGCUUUUAAUUUUAAAUAACAGAUAAAGAUACAUUAUGAUGUAUAAUUUUGCCUUGGCCACACUGGCCAUUAAAUGUGUACUAUUUAAUUAGUGAUACUCGACGGGCUUAAUUUUUUUACAAAUAUAAUAAUAACAAUAUGAUCUCUGGGGUUAGUACCUAAAACAUUGGUGUUUUACAUAUAAGUUGUAGGAAUAAGUUUAUUAUUUAUAUUAUUAAAUUAUAUAUUAUUAUGUUACUCAACAGUUUCAGUUUAAAUUAUUAAUUCAUUUUUCAAUGUAAAUUUUUUUUUGAAAUACUUAAUAAUUUUUUUUAUUAAUUAUCAUUAGAGUUGUAUAUGUUUAAGCAAAUACAA
Molecule: messenger RNA, 3123 nt
Organism: Adelges cooleyi (spruce gall adelgid)
Lineage: Eukaryota; Metazoa; Arthropoda; Insecta; Hemiptera; Adelgidae
Gene: muskelin
Product: muskelin
Exons: 15
Coding region: 186-2417 (743 amino acids)
Cellular component (GO): cytoplasm
Molecular function (GO): protein binding
Source: RefSeq, a predicted model, not a curated record